This is a messenger RNA of Liolophura sinensis, 3014 nucleotides long. RefSeq names its product Krueppel-like factor luna. The coding region runs from base 162 to 1622 and encodes 486 amino acids. The transcript is spliced from 5 exons. Gene Ontology annotation, molecular function: RNA polymerase II cis-regulatory region sequence-specific DNA binding; DNA-binding transcription factor activity, RNA polymerase II-specific. The record is from RefSeq and is a predicted model, not a curated record. Gene Ontology annotation, biological process: regulation of transcription by RNA polymerase II. NCBI's taxonomy places the organism in Eukaryota, Metazoa, Mollusca, Polyplacophora, Chitonida, Chitonidae.
AGUGAGCAAACACCGAGGUGUACACAUCGUACAGGAGAUCCACUGCGAUUUUACCACUGACGGUUUGCGUGUCCACUCAUCCCAGGUUACUGACAUAUAUUGGAGUUCUACUGGAAUGGCUGAGACAUCUUGUUUGUCCUCAAUUGGUGGGCAAGUGUUUGAUGAUCAAAUUGUACCUGAUCAAGACGACUGUUUUUUUGGUGCCAACCUCGGAAAAUUUACCACAUAUUUCAUCUUGGCAAGUAAGGACGGAGUUAGAUAAAUACUUGCCGGCACACGAGCUCGCCACGCCAACAGACCAGAAACGGCGAAGAACAAGCGCUUCCGCAGUUGAUGACUUCUUGUUUGACUUCAAGGGUAACGAGAGAGACGGCCCCUCUGCCAGCAAGCGACGAGCUUUAGAUAUAAGCCAUCUCAGAUCCGGCAUUUUCAACGCCAAACGAUCUUCCAAUAUGCAUCUCUCAGAACUUAACGGAAAAUGUUGCGCCUUCGGAAAGGAGAGAAGCUGCACUUGUGGAAGAAUUCCUUCGCAGGGACAAAUCAAGGCUACGAGCGCAGAAUGGAUCAAGACAGAACCACAGGACAAUGAAAACUUCGACUUAACAGCCACAUUCUUUGUUGAUGACAUUGUUGACAACAUCGUUCCCCAGUCCGAGAUGGAACUGCAGGAGCAGAGUCGGAAGGUGUCAGAUUCUAUUUGGGAGGACUUGCGCGCUUCCAUCAACAUGGUUGAGUUUUGCGGAGCUCAGGAAGAAAGUAGUGUGUGCCAUAGGGUGAAGAUUGAACCUACGGAAGCUGAGCACAAACCGUCUUGUCAGUUCGAAAAUCUCAAGUCAAUUUCAAAGUACAAUUUGCAGGCUGUGAAAAGCGAAAAUUCUGGUUUAUUAAAUGGCUCCAAAUUAACGGACAGGCCAAAAAGUCUUGGAGUCCAACAACUUCAGCAUGAGCAUUUAUCUCAACAGGGUGCAGCUUCAGCUAGCACUGCCAUGUCUACCCUCCAGUAUAUCCAAAACUUCCACAAGUCAGCAGUUCAGUAUGGCCCCCAUACACCCCCUCACAUGGUGCCCAUCUUGCUUCCUCCCACACCCCCUAGCUCACAACCUGCGAGUCCUAGCCAGGAUGCCAUCAGGAAAACGCCACCACCCCCAUACCCAGGUCUAGCCCGCCAACUGGCAGCUUCCUCCGUGAACUGUAUCCCUGUCACCAGCAUUGCCUCCCUCAGCAUGGGAAUGCCUGUAAACUCUUUGGGCAUGACCGCUACCAAAAACUCUAAAACUCCAAACACACAUCCAGGAUGUUCCACCAUAAAGUACAACCGAAAAAACAACCCUGAGUUGGAAAAGAGGAGAGUUCAUUUCUGUGAUUUCCCAGGUUGCAGAAAGGCGUAUACCAAAAGUUCCCAUUUGAAGGCUCAUCAAAGAAUACACACAGGUGAGAAGCCAUAUAAGUGUCACUUUCCAACCUGUCAAUGGCGGUUUGCCCGAUCAGACGAACUCACCAGACAUAUACGGAAGCACACAGGUGCCAAACCUUUCAAGUGUAAGGUCUGCGAAAGAUGCUUUGCUCGCUCCGAUCAUUUGGCUCUUCACAUGAAGAGGCAUGAACCUAAAGGCAAUAGAUAGGCUCCCCCUGUAGACGUCUCUGUUGGAGUAAUUCGGCAGUCCCGGGAGCUGGCAGUCCCAGUCAGUGCUGGUCGGACGCCGGCAAUGCUGUCGUGGUGGACGCCAUGGACCCACCGCCAGGCUAUCCCGCACAGUCAAGGUUGGGCCUGGUCUCGCGGAAACCGCGCGUACCGCAAGGGUACCAGAAGAGACUUUUCCUAAACUGCAAAUAGUCCUGCAUUCAGGGAACAGGAAGCAAAACUGAUUUGAUGGAUUCGGACAGAUGAGGUGGAUGAUUCCCGAGCCGUCCGUUACAUCAGGAUCAGGACAUUAGGCAAUUUGCCAACCAACGGGUGUGCACUUGUCUGCACCGUUGCAUACUAUUUCAGACAUGUCGCCGUACCUAGCCGUCGGAAGCACUGUGUAAUAGUCAUUCCAAACUGCUCAUUUCAUAGGUGUUUUUGUUUGACAGUUAUGGUAUAAAGACAAUGGCUAAAUCGAACACCUGUGUUAAUUUAUUGUAAUGCUAAGUAUAGAGAAGUCGUGAGGGUAAUAUUAAAUGGCUUGUCCUCGUGACUGAAAACGUACUUAACGGUCAGCUAUUACACGUGUGGGCUGCCUAUAGAGAUCCCUGUCUCUAGCUGGACGAUUAAAUAACGACAUUGUCUUAAUAUCUUCAACAGACCUCCAAAGCAAAGCUUAGUGUUUGUCGAUUUCAAACAGUCAUUGUGUUUAAUAACGUGUUGUUUUUCAUUCUUAAUUAAGUGAUACUUGUUUGACUUAAGGAUAUGGUCAUGCUCGAUAAGAAACAAGACACAUGUUGAAUUCCCAUAGAUAACGCCGUGUUAUCUCCCUUCAAAUCGUGAUACUGCCGAAUCUGAUACGUGGUCCGAGUGGUCAACAUUAUUGGUGCUGAAUUCCUGUUUUGUUAUUUGUUGGGAAUGUAGUGCUUACAUGUUGGGAAAGUAGUGCUUACCUGUUGUAAUUGUAUGGCAGCCUAUGUGCUAUUUUUGCUGGUCCGGCUAUGUGAUAUUGUCUUGUCGAUAUAAAAAUCAAUUUUAUAUAGAUGUUCUCACCAGACGUAUAGGAGACCAACGGGGAAUGCACUCAUUUUGUCAACUGCCAUUUUGCAGUAUAUUUUCCACUUUUUGAACAUGAAAUAAUUUAUGCUCCGUUUUAUAUCUUGUUUGAGAUUCUGCUGAACGUUGAUGGUGUACACACUUGGUGUAGAUGAUAACAUUCGCUACAUAUGGUGCUCAUGUAUAGUGUUGUUUUUGACGAGACUUAAGCAGCGGGGAUAUUCUCACCAAGAGUUAUUACAUGUGGUAAUAUUAUAGAUACAUUGUUAUGAAAGACAAAUGUUUCAUUUGUAUGAAAAUAAAACAUGAAAAAAUGCAAUGGAUGCGAAACACA